UGGAAUUUAAAGCAAAAUGCUCGUAUGGUCACACUGGUUGUAAAAACGUAAACAAAUUUGCGGCAACACGUGCAUUUACUUCGUUCUCGUUUUAUUAAUUAAAAACAGCCGUAAUAAUGGAAUUAUUCACCGUAAACAGAUAUACGGAAGAUUUAAAGAAACCCAAAGAUGGAAUUCAAGACAUUGCCAACAACGAGGAUGAAAUACUGCAGAAAUUGCUUCAAAAGGCUGCAAAACGCAAGAGGAAACCCAAAGACAGUGAAGUUAUAGAAAAUCCCGCUCCUGAGGCCGUAAUUCCAGAUAAAGAGGAAGCAAAAGACACAGAGGAGCAUGUUGAACCCUUAGAAAAACCCGAAGAAACAGUUGAGGAGAAGGAUGUGCCCUCCAAUGAGUUUCAAGUUCUCGGAGGCGAUGGCUCGGCGACGAAGAAAAGAAAGGUGGAAAUGCAGCUGCCCAGUUGGCUGGCUCAUCCCACAAUUAUCGAAGGUGGAAGCCUGCAGCCAGAGGAGCAGGUACCAGCUUCGGAGGCCAUUGACAAGCUCCACUACUUGAACAAAUCCACCUGCCUGGCUCUCAAGCAGAUGAAGAUCCAGCGCCUAUUCCCAGUCCAACGGCAAGUUAUCCCCUGGAUUCUCGAGGCUCAUGCCAAGCCAGCGCCCUUUCGUCCCAGGGAUAUUUGUGUAUCGGCUCCCACGGGCAGUGGCAAGACUCUGGCCUUUGCCAUUCCCAUUGUCCAGUUGCUGUCGCAACGCGUCGAGUGCAAGGUUCGGGCUUUGGUCGUACUACCAGUGGCAGAGUUGGCUCUGCAAGUUUUCCGGGUCAUUAGUUCGCUGUGCAGCAAAACAGAGCUGGAGGUUUGCCUGCUGUCCAAGCAGCACAAACUAGAGGACGAGCAGGAGAAACUUGUGGAGCUGUACAAGGGCAAAUACUACUCCAAAGUGGACAUUGUAGUGACCACACCGGGUCGCCUGGUGGACCAUCUGCAUGCCACCAAGGGUUUUUGUCUAAAGAAUCUUAAAUUCCUGAUCAUUGAUGAGGCCGAUCGUAUAAUGGAUGCCGUCUUUCAGAAUUGGCUCUAUCACCUGGACAGUCAUGUGAAGGAGACCACAGAUCAAUUGCUGGCCGGCACCCAAGCGCCACUUUGCUAUGCGGAACUUCAGUCCAGCUUCGGCAAGCAGCCACACAAGCUCCUGUUCUCGGCCACGCUUUCGCAAGAUCCGGAAAAGUUGCAGAACCUACGACUCUUCCAGCCGCGUCUGUUCACCACCGUGUUUACCAUGCCCGUAGUGAAGGAUGUAACUGAAGAAAACGCUGAACCAGAAACGAAUUCGGAAAUGGGUCAAUUUGUGGGAAAAUACACAACGCCAGCAGAGUUAACUGAACAAUUCUGCGUGACGGAGCUGCGACUAAAACCGCUGACCCUGUUCGCUUUGGUGGAAAAGUACCAGUGGAAGCGGUUCCUCUGCUUCACCAACAGCACGGAUCAGGCCACUCGCCUGACAAAUGUUUUAACGACGCUCUUUCGCAAGUCGACGACCAAAGUGGCCGAGUUGUCGGGUAAUCUGUCGGCUCUGGUUCGAAACAAGACGCUUGCCAGCUUUGUUAGUGGCAAGCUGAAUGGACUGAUCUGCUCAGAUGCUCUGGCGCGUGGUAUCGAUGUGGCCGAUAUAGAUGUGGUCCUGUCCUAUGAGGCGCCUCGCCACAUUAAGACCCACAUCCAUCGAGUGGGUAGAACGGCCCGUGCGGGAAGACGGGGUACGGCAGUUACCCUGCUCACCGAACAAGACCAGGCUGCAUUCACGAAAAUGCUCCAUGAUGUGGGCAAAGCGCCUGGCGAAGAGAUCCACGUAUCGCCAGACAUUGAGGUGCAACAUUCACUUGACUACAAAAGGGCAUUGGACAAACUGCGCAAUUACCAGCAGCAUGAGAAGACCAAGAAGGCAGUGCAGAAGCGGCGUGUAGCCAAUCAGGCAUUGGUCCAUAAAAAACAGAUCGAGGGCCCCGAUCGUCCACUGACGCUAAUGGAAAAGCUUCAACUCAAGGCGGGCGGUGCUCAUCAAGUGGAUCCCUUCCAAAAACAAAAGACAAAACUCAGAAAAGUCAAACCGAAUUCCCAUCCAAGGGAAACCAUGAAACAAAAAAUCGCCAAAAGCCGAAAGGCCAUCGAGAAGUAAUACUUGGAAAUACCGUUUGGCAUAUGUUGUUUAUUUUAGUUUAUUUUAAUAUUAUAAUGUAAAUAACCAACCAAAUGUUUUUUGUGUAGCGUGAGCUUUUGUUCGGGGUCUCCGGGAGCAGUUUCUUAUCUCUGGGGGGCGCAAGUGAUUCCCCAGCAGGGUCUUCACCGCAAUCGGUGUUUGCUUACCCUGUUUAAAGGUAGUUUUGUCUUCGGGGAGUAUGA
Molecule: messenger RNA, 2398 nt
Organism: Drosophila gunungcola (fruit fly)
Lineage: Eukaryota; Metazoa; Arthropoda; Insecta; Diptera; Drosophilidae
Gene: Dbp73D
Product: probable ATP-dependent RNA helicase Dbp73D
Exons: 3
Coding region: 117-2174 (685 amino acids)
Cellular component (GO): nucleus
Molecular function (GO): nucleic acid binding; ATP binding
Source: RefSeq, a predicted model, not a curated record